Messenger RNA from Apiotrichum porosum, 2004 nucleotides. RefSeq lists its product as uncharacterized. The record is from RefSeq and is a predicted model, not a curated record. The coding region runs from base 1 to 2004 and encodes 667 amino acids. The transcript has 5 exons. Lineage: Eukaryota; Fungi; Basidiomycota; Tremellomycetes; Trichosporonales; Trichosporonaceae.
AUGCCGUCGCUGCGGCUGGAAGACGCGUCAUGCGCCAUCUGCAUGGACACGCUCUUCAACCUCAAGAAUGACCUGGACGAGGUCAUGCCUAUCGCGACCCCAGACUGCGGUCAUGUAUUCCACGAGAAAUGUCUGCUGGACUGGUUCAAAAUCCAGUCAGACCAGUACGUCGCGCAGGCGCUCGAACAAGGCAUGUGGUCCCCAAUCGCCGGCGACGCCCCCGCCGAGUGUCCCCAAUGCCGCACCGAGUGCUUUGCAGACGAAGAGACAGGCAAGCCCAUGCUCCACCGCCUGUUUAUCAACUUUGGCAGCGACGAUGGCGGCAUGCUCGCCAGCUCCCAGCACCCACCUAGCAGCCCCGCACCUGGCCCCUCGACCCAGCGGUGGGGGCGCAGCUCUGAUGCGGCCGCGAUGGGCCUGGCACGCCGUGCGCGCAACCUCGCCAACGAGGUGGAUGGUUUCACGGCAGAGAGCGACGAGGCAAACGUAAGGGGAACUUUGAGGCGUGCAGAGACGCUCGCGGCGGACGGGCAAGCCAUGUCUAGCAAGGCGGGGCAGGCGCUCAAGAAAUACGUUGGCGGGCUCAGUGUCGCGCUCAACAAGUUCACAGACCACCUCGAGUCCCACCCUCUUAUACCGGUGCUCCAAGCACGCGUCGCGUUACUUGAAGAGGCGAAUGCCGGUCAGACGCGCGAACUGCGUAACCUGGAGGACGUUGCGCUUCCCCGCGCUGUCAAGAAGGCUGUCCAGGCGGACCGACUCAAGUCAGAGAAGCACAUUAAACGUGCAAAUGACGAACGGGACCUCAUCCAGCGCGAGCUGGAGAAGGAGCAGGUUGCUCGCGUCACCUUUAAGCGCGCGAUGAAGGAGCGAGAGGACGAGCUCGAAAAGCGGAUUUCGGAUGCGAAGAGAGCUCUGGACAAGGAGCUGGAGGAGCGUGUGGCUCUCACCGCCACCCUCACCGAGCGUACAAAGAUGCUGAAGGUGUACCAGGUCAAGGCCGACUCGCGCAAGGAGCUCAAGGCCCAGAUCGAGGCACUGAAAGCUGAGAACGAGCAGCUGAAGGCCUCCGCAAUUGCGAGCCCACCACCGCACCCACCACAUCUCUCACCGGAGCCCGCCAGGUCAGCUCGCCCAUCUGCUGGAACAGCUCGGUUGCUAUCGUUUGAGGGAAGCGACAACGACGAUGGGAAUGAGUCUAUGGACAUCACCGAGUUAAUCGCCUCGGCUCAGAAGAGACGCCGAGCCGCUGCGGCGGAAGAGUCGCUCUACAUCGAGCCACCUUCCUUUCUGUUUGACAGCAGCUUCGAUGAUGCUGGGCCCAGCAAACCCGUCGGUCGAUCGACAACAUCGAGGACAUUCACGUUUGAUGUCGACAAAGGCCGUGUGUCGGAGCGCAAGGCUGAGAAGAGGAAGGACAAAGAGCGCGACAAGGAGUGGAGCCGGGACAAGGGUAAAGCGAAGGAGAAGGCGCAGGUGAACGACACCUUACGAGACACUCGGUCGGCGAGGGAAAUAGGCAAGAGCAAGUACUUUUUGGACGACGACACCCCCGACCACGCCCACGACAUUCUCGUCGCUCCGUCGAGCCCUGUGCACGACGACGUUCUUGUUGCUCAGUCGAGCCCCGUGCGCCUGCCGCGUCGUUCACUGCCAGUGUCUCCCAUGGCCUUUGAUAACGACGAGUCCCCACCCAAGCGCCACCGCCCAAACCCAUUCGCUACUUCCGGGCCCACUGUCGUCGCCCGUCGUCCCCAGUCGGUUGCCGUUGGUCCCAGCAAGCCGGUUCCCAACGUCCACGAGAUCCUGGACCUCACAGGUUCGUCGCCUCCCGCCUCGCCUCUUCCCGUGCGUAAGACCUUCAAGCAGCCGCUGCGUCCGAGCGGUACAGGUCUUAACAAGAACCGGACUCCGACCAUAGGGGACUACAUGUCUAUUGCGGAGGGUAAUGGCAAGCCGAAGAAGAACUUGGCCAUUGGCGCCAAGGUGAAGCGUCGUGCAUAG